Penicillium verhagenii is the source of this 1158-nucleotide messenger RNA. RefSeq names its product FTR1 family protein. Lineage: Eukaryota; Fungi; Ascomycota; Eurotiomycetes; Eurotiales; Aspergillaceae. The record is from RefSeq and is a predicted model, not a curated record. Gene Ontology annotation, biological process: iron ion transmembrane transport. The transcript has 3 exons. The coding region runs from base 1 to 1158 and encodes 385 amino acids. Gene Ontology annotation, molecular function: ferrous iron transmembrane transporter activity. Gene Ontology annotation, cellular component: plasma membrane; high-affinity iron permease complex.
AUGGGAAGCAAUAAAGUGUUCGCCGUGACCGUCUUCUUUAUUUGUUUUCGAGAAUGUCUCGAGACCACCGUGGUUAUCUCGGUUCUCCUGGCCUUCUUGAAGCAAACCCUCGGCCAGGACGAGGACAAAACUAUAUAUAAGCGACUGGUCAAACAAGUAUGGCUAGGGGUUGGGCUGGGCCUAUUCCUCUGUCUCGCAAUCGGCUGUGGCAUGAUCGGUGCUUUCUAUGGCCUGGGAACAGACACUUUCUCCAGCACGGAGGAUAUCUGGGAGGGUGUUUUAGGAAUUCUCGCUUCACUGAUCAUCACCAUCAUGGGUGCGGCGCUGCUGCGCGUCUCUAAGCUUCAAGAUAAAUGGCGCUUGAAGCUCGCCAAGGCACUGGAGCACGAUCAAAACCCCAAUGAAACUCGCAAGGGCCGCAUGAAGCGGUAUAUGGAGAAAUACGUCAUGUUUUUCUUGCCCUUCAUCACUGUCCUUCGUGAAGGCUUGGAGGCUGUGGUCUACGUUGGUGGUGUUGGUCUUUCACUCCCAGCCUCCUCCUUCCCCCUUGCCGUGUUCUGCGGUCUUCUCGCAGGCGGUGCGGUCGGCUUCCUCAUCUACAAGGGUGGACGGGAAACAUCCAUGCAGAUCUUCUUGAUUUUCUCAACUUGCUUCCUCUACCUUGUCGCCGGAGGCCUGUUCUCACGCGGUAUCUGGUAUUUCGAGAACAAUGCGUGGAGCAAGAUCAUCGGAGGUGAUGCCUCCGAAACAGGUUCUGGCGCCGGCUCCUACGAUAUUAGGCAGAGUGUUUGGCACGUCAACUGCUGCAACCCCGAGCUCGGUGGUGGCGGUGGUUGGGGUAUUUUCAACGCUUUGCUCGGAUGGACCAACUCUGCCACCUACGGCUCUGUCAUUGGCUACAACCUAUACUGGAUUUGUGUCAUGGUAGGCUACUCAUUGAUGUUCUACCGUGAGCGACGUGGUCCUCUCCCGGUCAUUGAUCCGGCGAUGAAGAAGGUUGCAGGAUACAAAGCGCGGACAAGAGCAUUUGUGCUUCGUCGUCCUUACACGGACGAGCCUGAGUCUAUUGAGAUUAAGCCUGUCCACGCGAGCGGUGGAGUCCUAUCCGAGGAGAAAGGCAUGGAUACUUCUACAGUCAUCCAACGGACCGAGUCUUGA